This is a messenger RNA of Saimiri boliviensis boliviensis (Bolivian squirrel monkey), 4087 nucleotides long. It is a transcript of the gene EML1, whose product is annotated as EMAP like 1. NCBI's taxonomy places the organism in Eukaryota, Metazoa, Chordata, Mammalia, Primates, Cebidae. Gene Ontology annotation, biological process: microtubule cytoskeleton organization. Gene Ontology annotation, molecular function: microtubule binding. Gene Ontology annotation, cellular component: mitotic spindle. The record is from RefSeq and is a predicted model, not a curated record.
GCGGCGGCGGCGGGCCCGGGGUUGCCAUGGUAACCGGCAGCAGCAGCCGCCACAGCAGGGCCGGCCCCAGCGCCAGCGCCGGUCGCGGUCGGGCUCGGCUCAGUGUGUGGUGAGCGGCGGCGGCGCGGCCCGGCCGGGGAGCGGGCGCGGCCCGGCGGCCUCAGCAUGGAGGACGGCUUCUCCAGCUACAGCAGCCUGUACGACACGUCCUCGCUGCUCCAGUUCUGCAACGAUGACAGCGCGUCUGCUGCAAGCAGCAUGGAGGUGACGGACCGCAUUGCUUCACUGGAGCAGAGAGUUCAGAUGCAGGAAGACGACAUCCAGCUGCUCAAAUCAGCUCUAGCUGAUGUGGUUCGGCGGCUGAACAUCACUGAGGAACAGCAGGCUGUGCUUAAUAGGAAAGGACCUACCAAAGCAAGACCACUGAUGCAGACCCUGCCUUUAAGAACCACUGUCAACAACGGCACUGUGUUACCAAAGAAACCUAGUGGCUCUCUACCUUCCCCUUCCGGGGCCAGGAAAGAAACUGCUGUGCCAGCAACCAAAAGUAACAUCAAGAGGACCAGCUCUUCUGAACGAGUAUCUCCUGGGGGUCGAAGGGAAAGCAAUGGGGAUUCCAAAGGAAAUCGGAAUCGCACAGGCUCUACCAGCAGUUCCUCCAGUGGCAAAAAGAACAGUGAAAGCAAACCCAAGGAGCCUGUAUUCAGUGCAGCCCUUCUGUCUCUGUCUCCGAAAUCACAAGGGAAACGCCGGGUGACACACUGCAAAGAAGAAGGCUAUGUAAAAAUGUUUCUUCGUGGACGCCCUGUUACCAUGUACAUGCCCAAAGACCAGGUGGAUUCUUACAACUUGGAAGCAAAAGUAGAACUUCCAGCCAAGAGACUCAAGCUGGAAUGGGUCUAUGGGUACAGGGGUCGAGACUGCCGUAACAACCUGUACUUGCUUCCCACGGGAGAGACCGUCUACUUCAUCGCGUCUGUGGUGGUGUUAUACAAUGUGGAGGAGCAGCUGCAGAGGCAUUACGCUGGCCACAACGAUGAUGUGAAGUGCCUAGCAGUUCAUCCUGAUCGGAUCACGAUAGCAACAGGACAAGUCGCAGGCACAUCGAAGGAUGGAAAACAAUUGCCCCCACAUGUGCGCAUCUGGGAUUCUGUGACAUUGAAUACUCUCCACGUCAUUGGUAUAGGUUUUUUUGACCGAGCAGUCACCUGUAUUGCAUUCUCAAAAUCUAAUGGAGGAACCAAUCUCUGUGCUGUGGAUGACUCCAAUGACCACGUGCUCUCUGUAUGGGACUGGCAGAAAGAAGAAAAAUUGGCCGAUGUGAAGUGCUCUAAUGAAGCUGUAUUCGCUGCGGAUUUCCACCCCACGGACACCAACAUCAUAGUCACCUGUGGAAAGUCGCAUCUCUACUUUUGGACACUAGAAGGAAGCUCCCUGAAUAAGAAGCAAGGAUUAUUCGAGAAACAAGAAAAGCCAAAGUUCGUCCUCUGUGUGACUUUCUCUGAAAACGGAGACACCAUUACUGGAGAUUCGAGUGGCAACAUCUUAGUUUGGGGAAAAGGCACAAAUCGAAUAAGCUAUGCGGUUCAAGGGGCCCAUGAGGGUGGCAUUUUUGCACUUUGUAUGUUAAGAGAUGGCACACUGGUGUCCGGAGGCGGGAAAGACCGAAAGCUCAUUUCUUGGAGCGGAAACUAUCAAAGACUUCGUAAAACUGAGAUUCCAGAACAGUUUGGUCCAAUACGGACCGUGGCUGAGGGGAAAGGCGAUGUGAUCUUGAUUGGCACAACUCGAAACUUUGUCCUACAGGGCACUCUGUCAGGGGACUUUAUACCCAUUACUCAGGGUCACACUGAUGAGCUCUGGGGACUGGCCGUCCAUGCCUCAAAACCUCAGUUCUUGACCUGUGGGCAUGACAAGCAUGCCACUCUCUGGGACGCUGUGGGUCACCGUCCUGUCUGGGACAAAAUAAUUGAGGAUCCAGCUCAGUCUUCUGGUUUUCAUCCUUCAGGGUCUGUGGUUGCAGUCGGAACACUCACUGGGAGGUGGUUUGUGUUUGACACAGAAACAAAAGACUUGGUCACCGUUCACACAGAUGGAAAUGAACAGCUCUCAGUAAUGCGUUACUCACCAGAUGGGAGUUUCUUAGCCAUAGGCUCGCAUGACAACUGCAUCUAUAUCUAUGGCGUUAGUGACAACGGGAGGAAGUACACGCGUGUGGGCAAGUGCUCGGGUCAUUCCAGCUUCAUUACUCACCUGGACUGGUCAGUAAACUCGCAAUUCCUCGUGUCAAAUUCCGGAGACUACGAAAUCCUCUACUGGGUUCCCUCUGCCUGUAAACAAGUUGUAAGUGUGGAAACUACAAGAGACAUCGAAUGGGCCACCUACACCUGCACUUUGGGAUUCCAUGUUUUUGGAGUGUGGCCAGAAGGCUCGGACGGAACUGACAUCAAUGCCGUCUGCCGGGCCCAUGAGAAAAAACUCCUGUCCACAGGCGACGACUUUGGCAAAGUGCACCUCUUCUCAUAUCCCUGCUCGCAGUUCAGGGCUCCAAGCCACAUCUACGGCGGGCACAGCAGCCACGUCACCAACGUCAGUUUCCUCUGUGAAGACAGCCACCUCAUCUCCACGGGCGGGAAGGACACGAGCAUCAUGCAGUGGCGCAUCAUUUAGCCCCCACCGAGAGCCAUAGGGAGCAGCACGGGCAAGGAAGGCACAGACUCGCAUUACCCCUGGUCACUGUGAUUUCUGUUUUGUUUAAAAAAAUUCUUACAAACCUCAGGAAAACUGUGCCCUCUGCCGGCUACCUUAGCUUAGCGCGUCAGCGGUGCCACAGCGGAUCAGCGGUUCCGUGUUCACUUUUGUUAUACAAUAUAUGACACAGUGCACGUUGAAUAUCAACCAGGUUCCAGCGUUUACAUGACAGCGACAUCAACAGAAGUAACUGGUGUACUCUUAGUAACUUUUCUAUGAACUCUUCAAAAAUGGUCACAGAAUGCCUUUUAAAACACUGUACAUAGUCUUCACUGUUUCACCACCUAGCUUGCUGUCACAUAUUUAUGAUGAUGAGGCACUGAACCAUGACGGCUGUUGAUGAAUUGGUCCUAAAAGGGCAGAUACCACUUAGGAGAGUGAGUACAACUGAUUUGCACAGCUGAAUCAGGAGAUGCAAGGAUGAGGCUGUAUUUGGUGACAUUUUCCAAGGUUUCAUGACCUUCUCCCUUGGGGAGGCUAUGCGAGAGGGCUUGUGUCCUUCUCAUGCUAGGCAGUUUCUACUCCUAACUGACUUAAAUAUUUCAGCAGGGGACACGGGCGUUUCCGGGUUUCAGUGACACCGUCCUGCCUAACCAGAUGCGGUCAGCCUCUUCACGCCCACCUGGCUUGCGUCCCCCUCCCUUGUUCACACGCCCUGAUUAACGGUGAGACGUUUUGCCACCUUCUUCUGUGUAUUACUUGGCAUGAGAUGAUAUUGUACUUGUAUGGGAUUCUAGCAAUUCUUAGUAAAUAUGUAAGACUAGGCUUCACUGUCUGACGCUUACAGACAUUGUAUAUUUGUAUUUUACGACCAAGUAGACCAACUCAGAAAGUUCUCUCUUGAGUGUACCAUAAACCUGCAGAGAGAAGUCUCCAAAGGCUCCACCAGGUACCAAGGGCAGCUGCUUUUCCUGUCUUUUGUGCAUGGGCGACUCAUUACCAUAUGAAAUACGGUUGAGCUCUGAUGCGUUGAAUGGAGGUGGCAGAAAUUUGUCAAGAAGGCCUUAUCCAUUUCGAUUGUGUGACAGAUUGAAAUUUAUUGUUUACAUUGGGGAAUGUAUCUCAAAUUUUUAAAUAGAAGAGUAAUAAACAGACUUUAAAACAAAUAUUAAGAUUUUUACUCAUUCUAGGCAAGUAAGGGAAUGGAAUUAUCUGAACACUCUGGUUGUUUGGAGUGGCUGAUUAAGUGCAACUUUCAGAAACCUUUUUGACAACAUCACCAGCCUGCUGCGGAAGUGCAGGUCCCCAGUAAACACCGUGUAUUAUUGAAGAUGAAUCUGUUUGUAUGUAUCCUUGUCAAAUAUAUUCUAUAAUGAAAUAAAAUCUGAAAAGUGAA